Messenger RNA from Nematocida minor, 900 nucleotides. RefSeq lists its product as uncharacterized. The record is from RefSeq and is a predicted model, not a curated record. The transcript has a single exon. NCBI's taxonomy places the organism in Eukaryota, Fungi, Microsporidia. Bases 1 to 900 code for a protein of 299 amino acids.
AUGGGGUGGAAGGACUACGAGUACGCCUUUUACACAUACACAGACUGCAUAAGUGAUUUGGAGUUUCUGCAGCUACUUUGCGAUGAGUUCUCAUGGCACCUCUAUGCAGAGGAGAAUAAGCAGGGAGCCAACUACAUGAUAAGCGGGAAAACCUUUGUGAUAGAUAUUUUUUACGAAAGAGAGGAAAAAGAAAAUCAGCAGGACGACGGAGAAGACGCACAGAGCAUGGGAAGCAGUGUGAUACAGAUAGGAAAAGAAAGAGUGGAGAGUAUAUACAGGGCCAUAAAGAAGGUAGACAUUUCGCUGAUAGAGGAGGAGUGGUCGUCGUAUUUCAGAAUAUUUACGUUCUCAAUCAUGCUGCACUUGAAGAACAGAGAGUACUACAAUGUGUACAAGCUGCUGAAAAACCUGCUGCAGUACGACACAGAGGAGGAGCAUAAGGGAUUUGGAUCGGUAAUAAAAGAGCUAAAGGGUGUAGAAGGGCACGGGGUAGAGUCUGUGGACUACUCUUUUCUGCAGCACAAGCCUGUGAGAUAUCAUAGAAUAAACAGCACAAGUCGUCUGUACAGCAUGCUCGGGCUGUUUUCGUAUGUUCAGCCAGACUACACAUACAAACUGUACAAUCUCAGCGAUGUAGAGAACAAGCUAGAGAAUAGUACGCAUGUUGAAAUAAUAGUAGAAAUGCUACUGUACAAUGUAGACAUAUCGAUAGAGAAAGAGAAUAUAGUAAUUAACGGAAAAAUAAACGGAGAGUAUUGCAGAGUGGAGAUAAACUCUGAUGGAUAUGUUUUAGUAGAUGGAACAGUGGAUAAGUAUCGGACACUUCUCCUCAAAAGGACCGAGUCCAUGUAUCAUGUGAUAAGAGAAACAGAAAUAGAAGUAAGUGAGCACUCCGCUUAA